AUGGCGGCGGCGGCAGCGGCGGGCUCCAACUGGGGCCUGAUCAUGAACGUGGUGAACAGCAUCGUGGGGGUGAGCGUGCUCACCGUCCCCUUCUGCUUCAGACAGUGCGGCAUUGUCCUGGGAGCUCUGCUGCUGAUUUUCUGUUCUUGGAUGACUCAUCAAUCCUGCAUGUUCCUGGUGAAAUCAGCCAAUCUCAGCAAGCGCAGGACCUACCCUGGCCUCGCAUUUCAUGCCUAUGGAAAAGCAGGAAAAAUGUUGGUGGAAACAAGCAUGAUUGGGCUGAUGCUGGGAACUUGCAUCGCUUUCUAUGUUGUCAUUGGUGAUUUGGGGUCCAACUUCUUUGCCCGGCUGCUUGGAUUUCAGGUGUCGGGCAGUUUCCGGAUAGUUCUGCUCUUUGCUGUCUCCCUGUGCAUUGUACUUCCAUUGAGCCUCCAGAGGAACAUGAUGGCCUCUAUACAGUCAUUCAGUGCCAUGGCUCUGAUCUUUUACACGGUGUUCAUGUUCGUGAUCGUGCUGUCGUCCUUCAAGCAUGGCCUCUUCAGCGGGCAGUGGCUGCAGCGAGUUAGUUACACUCGUUGGGAGGGCAUUUUUCGCUGCAUCCCCAUCUUUGGCAUGUCUUUUGCCUGUCAGUCUCAGGUCUUGCCUACCUAUGAUAGCUUGGAUGAGCCGUCUGUUAAAAUCAUGAGCUCCAUAUUUGCUUCUUCCCUAAACGUGGUCACCACCUUUUACAUUACGGUGGGCUUCUUUGGCUACGUGAGUUACACUGAAGCCAUUGCUGGGAACGUCCUAAUGAACUUCCCUUCCAACCUUGUGACGGAGAUGAUUCGAGUGGGAUUCAUGAUGUCGGUAGCUGUGGGGUUUCCGAUGAUGAUUCUGCCGUGCAGACAGGCGCUGAACACCCUUCUCUUUGAGCAGCAGCAAAAAGACGGCACCUUCGCUGCCGGGGGUUAUAUGCCCCCGCUUCGGUUCAAAGCCCUGACGCUGGCUGUUGUGUUUGGAACCAUGGUAGGAGGCAUCAUGAUCCCAAACGUGGAAACAGUCCUGGGCCUGACAGGUGCGACGAUGGGAAGCCUCAUUUGUUUUAUCUGCCCAGCUCUUAUUUACAAGAAGAUCCACAAGAAUGCACUUUGUUCACAGAUUAUACUGUGGAUUGGCCUGGGAAUACUGGUCAUUAGUACGUAUACCACCUUGUCUGCCACGGAGGACGCCCCGGUGAAGACAGAAGUGGUGGGCUUGGAGCACCUGGACGGAGAGCAGAACCGAAUUGACCAGGAUUCAGUCAAAAUCCCAGACCAGAAUCCAGCAGUAGAGGAGGCGGAAGAUGACCGCGAUAAACCAAAGCUGCUGGAUAAGGAGGAGAUGGAGCAGCCCCAGAUCAAGGUGCCCAUGGAGGUACCCAAGAGAGAAGAGGAGAGAGGAAAGCCGGAGGAGAAAGUGCAGCUUGACCGUCCCGAUCAAGGGAUUGCCCUGCCUGUGGGGGAAGCACAUCGCCACGAGCCACCCGUCCCGCACGACGAAGUGGUCGUGGACAUGGGGCGGGAGCGGGAGGAAUCCGAUGAGAACAAGCUUGUGCCCGGAGGAGCCAACGAUCGCCUGCUCAAGCCAGCGCUGGAGGAGCCAGCCGUGCUGAAUCCCCAGAAAGAGGCACUUGGCCCGAAACAAGGGAAGGAAGCGCUCACUGAGAACCAACUGCGGGGAGGGACUGACAAACCCGUUAAGAAUCCGAAGAACGUCCUGGAGGUGAUCGUGCAGCAGGAUGGCAGGCCGCCAUACAAAGAGCUGCAGCCAGACAAACAAGCGCUGGAAGCCAAGGCACAAGCUGCCGUGCCGGACGGUGAGAAGAGAGCUGAGGCCGCAGGUGACAGGGAGAAAUCAAAGCUCCAGCUCCCCAGGAAAGCAGAGGAGGCUGCGGAGAAGGAAGGAGACCCUGGUGAAAAGCAGGAGCUGCCCCUCCCGGACAGAGCGGAUCAGCUGGAGUCGAAGGAGACCCGAAACACUGAGGAGAAGCAACAGGAGAACGCGGAGAGCAAGCUGGAGGAAGCAGGGCAGGCGAAACUGCUCGAUCAUGCUAUGCUGCUGCAGGUGAUCAAAGAACAGCAGGUACAGCACAAGCAGCUACUUGACCAGCAGGCAAAACUGUUGGCUGUCAUUGAAGAGCAGCACAAGGAGAUCCACCAGCAAAGGCAGGAGGAGGGAGGAGAGGAGAAGCCAAAGCAAGCGGAAAUGCAGCAGGAGCCCGCUGUGCCUCUCUCCAAGAGCAGGGAGGACGAGGGCCCUGGAACUAAGCAAGAAGCUGCUGCGAAGCCGCUCAGCAAAGAGCUGUUGGAGCACCCUGCGCAGGGCCUGGGCAGGCGGCCUGCUGACCCCGUGGAGCAGCGCAGGGGCACUGCAGGAAAGCUGGAAGAGGCUGGGCACAGGCGGGAGAUUCCUGGGGUUCCUCCCAAGGAGCGGAAGGUGCCGCCACAGAAUGACAGAGCUGUUAAAAAUCCUGUGGAGAACCAGGAUCCCCUUCAUGGGGAUGCCCAACACAUUCCAGCAGUCAGAAACCACCUAGAAAAGAAGCCCUUGGCGGAGGAUUUAGGAGGAGAUCGUGAAGCCAAAGCUGGAAGAGACGUCCAUGAGAAGAAUUCCCUGAAAGCUGUGGAAGUAGCUACAGCUCCCAUCCAAAGAGAACAGCUGGGGGCUGCCAAAGUUCAGGGAGUAGCAGGAAAGAGUCUGGAAAGAGACUCAGGAAUAGACCUUAAAGCCAAAGCACUGAGUCAGGUGGAGCCCAAAAACCUGGCAGUUGCGCUGGACUCCUCCAGUAAAAGGAACGUGGCAGAGAGCGAGCAGCACCUACGGGAGCGUCAGAGAGCAGCAGAGACAGAGGGAGGUGAGGGUGCUGGCAGCCGGCAGCAAGCCUCGCAGAGGGACCCGGCUGGCAAAGGGGACGUAAAGGAAGAAGCUUCUCGGGAGAACGUGGUGGACGUGGCCCAGGACCCGCAGGGAGGUCUGCGGAGCAAGCAGAGGCACCGGGACGGAGGUCUCUCAAAUGAUGCUGAGAAGAAACCAGGCCCUGAGAACGCUCCUGCCCAAAAGCCUGAGAAAGGAGCGGCUGCCCAGGGGGACCAGAAGCUGGACCGUGAUGUCAAACCAAACCGGGACCUGAAACUGCAGGCGGACCUGGACCUCCGCCGGAGGAGACGGGACCUGCUGCCUCCUGAGGAGGAGGAGGCGGCUGCACAGGGGGCGGGGGUCUUCAUUGGCCUCAACCCCCUUCCAGAUGUGAAAGUAAACGACCUCCGGAGUGCUCUAGAGACACGAUUAAACCAAGUUGUGGAGGGGGCUCAGCAGGUGGUCCACAGCCGGCAGAUCAAGCAGAUGACGCAGGCGGACGUGUGA
This is a messenger RNA of Charadrius vociferus (killdeer), 3381 nucleotides long. It is a transcript of the gene SLC38A10, whose product is annotated as solute carrier family 38, member 10. Gene Ontology annotation, biological process: amino acid transmembrane transport. The transcript has 16 exons. Bases 1 to 3381 code for a protein of 1126 amino acids. Gene Ontology annotation, molecular function: amino acid transmembrane transporter activity. Lineage: Eukaryota; Metazoa; Chordata; Aves; Charadriiformes; Charadriidae. The record is from RefSeq and is a predicted model, not a curated record.